AUGGCCCAGGCAGGGGGACCCGUCCGCUUCCACCCCAAGGAGGGCUGUGCUGCCUCACCCCCACCAUGUACCCGCAGGGUGGACUGGAGGCCCUGGCUGGCAGGGGGGAGCCCAGAAGCCAGGAGGCACAGCCCCCUGCACUGCCUCACCCCCAACCUCAAUGCUGGCCGCCUCCACCUCCUGCGCAAGGGCCUGGCCCAAGAUGCCCACCAUUGCCCCCUUGGCCUCUACAACAGCACUGGCUCCUUGGCCCGCAAGCCGGUGGAGGUGGCUCCCUUUGGCAACGGGAGCUGCCCAGGCAUGGGGCGCCUGACGGCCCCCAGCACCCCACGGCGGGAUCGGCCCAGCCCCGUGCUCUCCUCCCUGGGCAGCCGCAGCCCACUGGUGGCAGCGGCCCCAGAGGGACACAGCUCUGUCGUCACCUUCCGCUUCAUCGAGAAGGCCAGUGUGCGGACCCUGGGCGGCCUGCCACCCCCCCAACCCUGCUGGGAGAAUGGCCCCCACAGCCUCAGCCGCAGCCUGGAGCUUGGUGGGGAUGCGGGGUCGCACCAGCCCCUGCCCCUGCCCCAGGAGCGGCUCCUGCGCACACUGAAGCUGGAGGCCUCGCUGUCUGACCCGCUCCUGGCCGGUGGCAGGACCCCAGGAGGGACACAUCCCUGCAGGAAGGAGCCCUGUGCCCUUGAUGCUGACUGCCUCUGCCACUCCCUCAUCAAUGGGCUGCCAGAGGACUUCCCUGCCUUCACCAGGAGCCCCCUGAAGGCAGAACCCCGACCCCAGGGCAAUGCCUGGCCGUACCCCCGGCAGAGCUCGGCCCAUGCCCAGCGCAUCGCCAGGGCCAAGUGGGAAUUCUUCUACGGCUCCUCGGACACCCCAAAGACAGGCUCCUCUGCCCCUGACUCCGCUCCCCUGGCCAAGCGCCCCCAGAAGCCUGUCCGCCUGCUGCCCACGGAACCGCCAGGGUCAGUGCCUGAGCACAGCCUGAGCCACGUGGAGGUGGAGAUAGAGAUGUCUCCUCCGGGCAGCCAGAAGCCUGGCUCCUGCGAGACUGGGAUCAUAAGGAGGACAGUGAAGUACUCUGAGACUGACCUAGACACCGUGCCGCUGAGGUGCUAUCGCGAAACCAACAUCGAUGACAUACUGGCUGAGAAGGAGGAGGUGGAUUCAGCAAUUGAGAGCCAGAAGGACAGUGAGAGCAAUCCAAGUUUCGGGGGCACACCGGGCAGGAGGAACAGCACACCGGAGGAGGCCCCCGCCCUGGGCACCAGCUUCCCAAAGGACGAGCUGCGGGAUGGGGACAUGGAUGACGACGAUGAGGUGUUUGAGGCGACGAGGAAGGAGAACAGGGAAAGGUGAGGCUCUGGCAUGCUCAAGUCUCCAGUGCCCUUCCUCCUAGGGCACAGCCUCUCCAAGGAUGGCAUGGACUCUUUCAGCAAGCAUUUUGAGAGCAUCAUGGAGUCCCAUCGAGCCAAAGGCACAUCUUACACCAGCCUGGACUCCAUUGACAUCCUCUCCUCCCCAGCCCGCACCCAUGGGACUGUUUUCACUUUUGACCUCCCAACCCUCACCCCAGAAAUACAGGGACAGAUCCGAGACAGCGCCAAGCUGAUAGAGGAGAACUUUGCUCCUCUGGCUCACUUGGAGCCAGACUCUGGGACCAGUUCGGCCACAGAUGCCCCCUGGACCGAGAGGGAGGAGGAGUGGGGGAGACGAAGAAAGGGUGCUCGGCACAGCCCUUGCCACUCAGAGGACAGCUUUGGGCUGGGGGUGUCCCUCUGGGGCUGUGACCACCCCCUGGGCCAGUUGGUUUCAGACUCGGACUCAGAGAUGGACAGCGUGGAGCAGCUGGCCCUGGGUAGCACGGACACCCUCUCCAAUGGGCACAAGGCUGACCUGGAGGCUGCCAAACGCCUGGCCAAGAGGCUCUACAACCUGGACGGCUUUAAAAAAGCAGAUGUGGCCCGCCACUUGGGGAAGAACAACGAGUUCAGCAGGAUGGUGGCAGGGGAGUACCUGAAGUUCUUCGUGUUCACGGGGAUGAGCCUGGACCAGGCUCUCAGGUCCUUUCUAAAGGAGUUGGCCUUGAUGGGAGAGACACAAGAGCGAGAGCGAGUGCUGGCUCAUUUUUCCCAGCGCUAUUACGAGUGUAAUCCCAAUGCCAUCUCUUCGGAGGAUGGAGCCCACACUCUCACCUGUGCUCUGAUGCUACUAAACACAGAUCUGCAUGGACAUAACAUUGGGAAGAGAAUGUCCUGCUCUGACUUCAUUGGCAACUUGGAGGGACUCAACGGAGGCACUGACUUCCCCAAGGAGCUGCUCAAGGCGCUGUAUGGCUCCAUCAAGAAUGAGAAGCUGCAGUGGGCCAUAGAUGAGGAGGAGCUGAGAAAGUCCCUUUCGGAGCUGGCAGACCCCAACCCGAAGUCCAUCAAGCGCAUCAGCAGCUGCAGUAACCCCUUUCUGGACUUUUCCCAAGAUUCCAGCAUCGCCACCUACAAGCAUGGACUGUUAGUGCGCAAGAUCCACGCUGAUCCAGACUGCAAGAAAACACCCCGAGGGAAACGCGGCUGGAAGCCCUUCCACGCCAUCCUGAAGGGGAUGAUUCUCUACCUGCAGAAGGAGGAAUAUAAGCCAGGGAAGGCACUGGCGGAAGAGGAGCUGAAGAAUGCUAUUAGCAUCCACCAUUCGCUUGCCACACGGGCGUCUGACUACAGCAAGCGACCCAACGUCUUCUACCUCAGGACAGCUGACUGGAGGGUAUUCCUCUUCCAAGCACAGAACCCCGAACAGAUGCACUCAUGGAUCACACGCAUCAAUGUGGUGGCAGCCAUGUUCUCCGCGCCCCCUUUCCCCGCUGCCAUCAGCUCCCAGAAGAAGUUUAGCCGCCCACUGCUGCCCAGCUCCUGCACCAGGCUGUCCCAGGAGGAGCAGGUGAAGAGCCAUGAGACCAAGUUCAAGACAAUGUCAGCGGAGCUGCUAGAGCAUCGCUCCUCGCUGCCUGAGAAGAAGGUGAAAGGCAAGGAGUAUGAGGAGCUGAAGCAGAAGGAAGAGUACCUGGAGUUUGAGAAAUCCCGCUACGGCACCUACGCCAUGCUGCUGCGGGCCAAGCUGAAGGCUGGCUCUGAGGACCUGGCAGCGUUCGAGUCUACCCUCUUUGAUGCAGCGGGCAGGGAGGAUGAUGGCCUGAAAAAAUCCCGCUCCAGCCCCUCGCUCAACGUGGAGCCCCCUAGCAUGGCCACCAAGGUGAAGCGCAAUGUCUCGGAGUGUGCGGGCCGCCAGCCCCCUGGCCGCCCCCAGAAGUCAUAAGCGAGGGGCAUCAG
This is a messenger RNA of Haliaeetus leucocephalus (bald eagle), 3314 nucleotides long. RefSeq names its product pleckstrin and Sec7 domain containing (gene PSD). Gene Ontology annotation, biological process: regulation of ARF protein signal transduction. The record is from RefSeq and is a predicted model, not a curated record. Gene Ontology annotation, molecular function: guanyl-nucleotide exchange factor activity; phospholipid binding; protein binding. Lineage: Eukaryota; Metazoa; Chordata; Aves; Accipitriformes; Accipitridae. The transcript is spliced from 17 exons.